Molecule: messenger RNA, 2028 nt
Organism: Stomoxys calcitrans (stable fly)
Lineage: Eukaryota; Metazoa; Arthropoda; Insecta; Diptera; Muscidae
Exons: 2
Coding region: 189-1877 (562 amino acids)
Cellular component (GO): nucleus
Molecular function (GO): DNA binding
Source: RefSeq, a predicted model, not a curated record
AUAUAGAAAUGAAAGUGUAUUUUUCGUAUAGAGAAAUAUGACCACCAACAAAAGCCAUUGGGCUAUCAUUCAUUUGUGCAUGCCACGACCUAAGAAAAAGAAGCUAGUUGAUUUUGUUUACCAAGAAUUCCACAAGACACAGGUUUAGGAAAAAAGGGAAAUUUCAAUAAUUUUGGAGUAUUCCUAUAAUGACAACAAAUCAAUCAGAUUUGCAGACGAAAAAGACCAUCAAAGCCAUCUCCUUCCAAGAAAAACUUGCCAUUUUAAAGCAACUAGAGGCUGGUGUGUCUCGCAAGGAAAUUGGCGAACAAUUUAAAUGCAGCCAAUCUACUCUUGCAAGGGUGCUGGUGAAUAAACAAAUUUUACUGGAAUUGGCCGAGGAGGGAAAGAAUUUAAACCGUAAGCGGGUGGCUAUGGUCACAUACAAAGAAAUCGAUGAAGCUUUGAGUAAGUGGGCACAGGAAAUGAAACGCAAUAACUAUACCAUAACAGCGGCUGCAGUUAAAGAAAAGGCCGAGGAGUUGGCUCGCAAUAUGGGACAAGAUUUUAAGCCAUCAGCCGGUUGGCUUUAUAAAUGGAAAGAAAGGGAAAACGUUCAAUUUUGCAAGAAAUAUAAAACAGAUGAUCCCGAUCCAUUCAUCAAUUCUGUGGCAAAUGAGGACAUUUUAAAAGGUCUUUUAUUGGAGAGAAAGGAAAGCUCCAACGAAAUGCAAAUACCAACUGCUGACACUAAGAGAUUAAAAAUGUCUGAAGACGAAGAAUAUCGCGAAAGUUUUGCACAACAACAAAAUCAACCAAGUUUCCUAGACUUUGUUGAGUCAACACUAUCAAAAAAUCAGCAGACACCGCAGCAAGCCCACGCCAGCCCCCAUUUGGAGCAAAUGAAACAGCCAACACCUAAAAGUCCACCGAUAUCUUCAAACACAUCCCCCUCCACCUCUGGCAGAAAAGUUCCUUACAGUUAUGAUCCUGUUUAUGUUCUUACCAGCACCGGAAGAUAUCGCAAAGAGAAAACAUUUCUUACGCUACUGCAAAAGCUGGAAAUUUUACAACGCAUGAAAAAUGGUGAAAGAAGACAAGAUUUGAUUAUUGAAUAUCGCCUCUCUCAAUCUGCCAUGUCCCAAAUUGUGGCUGAUGAAAAGAAGAUACUUAAAUUUGCUGCCAUAGGUCAAAAUUUACAAAUGAAAAGGGUCAGAGGCGGUAUAUUCAAAGAGGGUGAGGUGGAAUUGAAUUCUUGGGUGCUUAAACAAAUGGAGGAAGGCGCAACUUUAACUAGAUCACAAAUUAAAACAAAGGCUAAAGAAAUUGCAGAUCGCAUGCAAAUUGAUUUCAAAGCUUCCACAGGUUGGCUUGAGAAGUGGAAAAUACGCAUGAAUAUGGACUUUAAUGAAAAUCAAGUAUUGCAUCGCAAAAUACCAUUCUAUGCGUCUAAUACGGAUGAAGAAACCCACAUAUCUAAUGAGGUUCAUGUGCCCGAAGCUAUUUAUGGCCGAGGUGGUGGUGAUGAUGAUGAUGACAUUCACAUUGACCAUGAGGUUAAUAUGAAAAGGGAAUUAGUCGAGGCGGAUGAUUAUAGUUUUAGUCAACAUAAUGGUCACAUAGAUAUUAAACCUUUUAUGAUGGGACAAGAGCAAUUUGUUGAUUUAACCGACUCAGAGUCAGAGCAUGAGGACAUCAAGCCAAACCUGCGCUCACCUUCACCCCUGCACCCAAUGACUUUAAAAACAACUGCUCCCGAAGCUCCGGUGGCUACCGAAACAUUGCACCAGAAAAUAUUGAAUUGGUUAAGCAGACAUAACAUAGGACCCACGGCAUCAAUCGAACUAUUGACAUUAUUGCAUCCUACCAUAACGGAAGCAUCCAAAACAACCAACUAACAAGUUGCACAAUACAACAAGCAAGACCGGCAAACGGCCGCAAUUAGUUUAAUUUAUAAUACUUUAUAUUAAAGUAAUCAUUAUUUAUUAGUAUCAUUAUGAACUUAAAAAGCAACAGCCAACAAAUAAAUUAUUUAGAUUCAACAUUUUA